Molecule: messenger RNA, 2042 nt
Organism: Ambispora leptoticha
Lineage: Eukaryota; Fungi; Glomeromycota; Glomeromycetes; Archaeosporales; Ambisporaceae
Source: the annotation of a GenBank genome assembly
AAGAAAUUACAGUUCAAGUCAAUGAUGAUAAGUUCGAUUUUAUCAAACUUCCUUUAGAUGCAAAACUUACCGAGAUACGUAAGACACUUUCUGCCAAUUCUGAUAUAAGGAUGGGCGAUAAAGUCAAUUUUUUAAAUUCAUCUCGCAAAUAUGAUCCCAAAAUGCCUCGUGAAUACGAAGAAACAUAUAAUUUGAAAGCUAUACUUGGUUGUGAUAAUAUUUUAAAGAUCAGCGGCACUAUCGAACCAGAUUGGCCAGAAAUUAUAAGAAUAAAUUCUCUUGAAUAUGGUGUGUUUUUUAAGAAGGAUGGGCCGGUGCAUGCAGAGAAAAAAAAGGCUUACAAGAUUAAACAAUAUCCUAAGUCUAUUUUGGCGAAACCAGAUAUUCGUGAUGAGGAGAAAGUUUGCAGGACGGGAAUCGAUGAAUUUUAUUUAAAAAAUUUCUUUGUAACGACAAAGGUUGGAGGGAAAUUACCAUACUUGCCUUCAAUUGAUGGCACUUACAUUUCGAGAUCCGAAACACACUGCAAUGUUGCUGAAUUCGAUAAAUACAAUGUAAAAAAAAGCAUAAAAGCAGUAUUUAAUAUGACCAAAGCUGAGAUUGAACCUACAGUAGAAUUCGUUUCAGCAGUCGAGGCAGCUCUUGAAUCAGAAGAUCGAUAUCAAUCCCUUAAGAAAGUUACCGAAGAGUUUGGCGAAUAUUGGUGCGAACAAGUUAAAAUUGGUGGAAGUAUUUUAUAUGUUAGUAAAAAAGAAGCCAGAACUAAAGAAGCAGCUACUACUGAAGAUGUAAGUACAUCUACUGGAUUGAACUUUCCUGGGUCUAUUGAAGCCGAAGGAAGUACUGAAAAAAAUAAAGAAAAGAAGACUUCGAAUUCACAGGAAAGGGAAUAUUCAUUUAUAAAAAUACGAGGGGGCUCAGAAGAAGAAUUUUAUGAUGAAGGAGGUUUUCCUAAAUGGCUAAAAUCUCUGAAGAAUUAUAAGAAAUGGAGCGUAGUAAAAUAUUCGAAGGUUCAUUCUAUAUUUGACAUACUUGGUGAAGACAUACAAAAAGAAGUAGCUAAGGAAUUUAAGAAACGAAUCGUUUAUUCUAAAGUGAUAAAUAUAGACAACUUCAAAAUGGAUCUUUCCGAGCCAGAACCAUAUGUAUAUGAAUUCCCUAAAAAUAUUGAUCUAUCAAAUACACAAAUUUUUAUUACGGAAAUGAAUGACAAUAAAUCCGAUACAAUAUUUGCAUCUCGGGUUCAUUAUUAUAAAAAUAAAGAACAGCCAGUAAUUCUAUUACAUCGACUUGGAAAACUAAAAAAGCAACAAAGUUUCCGAACGUUUUCAGUAAAAUUGGGCUUGAUCUUAAUCGGUACAUCAACUAGAUUAAACCUGCUUGGGCAAAGUUUAUCACAACUAGAAUUCGAAAAUGGCGAAGAACAAAUCAAUAAUAUGAAUAUUAUAGAUGAUAAAUACUCAGCAGAAAUUUCAAAACACCGAAUGAAUAUAAAUAAAACGAGUCUUUUGGCAACUUUUGUUUCGAAAUCAAAAGAUUCGCAAAUUAAUCCUUAUAUUUUAAAACACAUUGUCAGAGCCCAUUUUGUUAAUGAUAAUGAAAAUGGUUCUAUUAAAGCUUGUGCAUUUUGUUAUAAUCUUGAAAGUAGGAAGCUGGAUUAUUCGAACAAAGAUGUCGAAUUUUUGAUCAAUUACAGUAUUAUUUCACAAGUAGAACAACAUCAAACCGCCAAACUUGGCUUAGCUCAAAUAAAGAAUAAAUUUACUAAAUCUAUAAGCAGACGAUUAACUCAUUCUAAAAGAUUCGAUGUUCUAUUUGACGAUUAUUCUAAUUUACCUCAAAAUAACGAUCAAGGAAGACCAUGCUUGGAAAAUCCAAUUUUUGUUAAUUUGCUCCUAAACAAAUGCCCACAAAAUUGUCCCCAUGGAGUCUUUAAUAUUACACGUGAUCAUGCCGCAUUCAAGACUAUUAUUGAUAAUUCGAGUUUACAAAACGCAACAAUAGCAUAUUUUAGUGUUUCAACUUUUGAGGGUGAAGAAUAG